Messenger RNA from Cooperia oncophora, 639 nucleotides. The record is from the annotation of a GenBank genome assembly. NCBI's taxonomy places the organism in Eukaryota, Metazoa, Nematoda, Chromadorea, Rhabditida, Trichostrongylidae.
AUGAACCCCUUUCAUAGUAGUGCAAAUGCUUCAACAGAUCAGGCGGUUCGAGGAAAGCUCAAGAAUGACGCGAACAAGCUGAAAUGGAAGAUCAUAAAGGAGUCCUACAAGAAGCGCCUUGCCAUUUUCUGCACGUUGACGUCGUCAGCUAUUCAACGAUUGUCGCAGGUGAAUUGGCAUCCGGAUGUUAUAAUUAUAGACGAAGCUGCGCAGGCGUCGGAACCUGUUGCCUGGGCAGCGGUUGUUCAAGCGAAGCGAUGUAUUCUAGCUGGUGAUCAUGCACAACUUCCUUCUACAAUCCUCUCUGAAGCUGCUCGCAAAGGAAACCUUGACGUCUCUCUGAUGGAAAGGCUCGCGAAGGAAUUUGUUAAUGUGAAUAUCAAUCAAUUGCUAACCGUUCAAUACAGAAUGAAUGAGAAGAUCAUGCAGUGGUCCUCAAGGGAGUUCUACGAGUCACGGCUCGUGGCUGCGGAAGAAGUGUCAAAUAUUACGUUGAGUGAAAUUUCCUUUAUCUCGAGUGAUUCUCCACUGAACAAUCCACUAAUAAUGAUAGACACUGAUCUCGGGAAAGAUAGAGCUCAUCUCUAUCGAGAGUUGCCUUCCCAGAUGUCUUUCAAAAAUCGAGGUAAGCAUUUUUGA